This is a messenger RNA of Chelmon rostratus (copperband butterflyfish), 1929 nucleotides long. It is a transcript of the gene abcg4a, whose product is annotated as ATP-binding cassette, sub-family G (WHITE), member 4a. The transcript is spliced from 14 exons. Gene Ontology annotation, cellular component: plasma membrane. NCBI's taxonomy places the organism in Eukaryota, Metazoa, Chordata, Actinopteri, Chaetodontiformes, Chaetodontidae. Bases 1 to 1929 code for a protein of 642 amino acids. Gene Ontology annotation, molecular function: ATP binding; ABC-type transporter activity; ATP hydrolysis activity. The record is from RefSeq and is a predicted model, not a curated record.
AUGGCUGAGAGGACACUGGAGCAGGGCUCGGUCAGCAUCCCCAUGGAGGAGACCAAACUCCCCGGCGGAGCACCUCAGGAGGCGCCGCUGCUCACCCACUUGAAGAAAGUGGAGAACCACAUUACUGAGGCCCAGCGCUUCUCCCACCUCCCACGUCGCUCUGCUGUGGACCUGGAGUUCAAUGAGCUCUCGUACACCAUCCGUGAGGGUCCCUGGUGGAGGAGGAGAGGUUACAAAGCCCUCCUCAAGUGUCUGUCGGGAAGAUUCAACAGCAGAGAGCUGAUUGGCAUCAUGGGGCCUUCCGGAGCCGGGAAAUCCACUCUGAUGAAUAUUCUGGCAGGUUACAGGGAGACGGGCAUGAAGGGCCAGAUCAUGGUGAACGGUCGGCCGAGGGACCUGAGGACUUUCAGGAAGAUGUCCUGCUACAUCAUGCAGGAUGACAUGCUGCUGCCACACCUCACUGUGAGGGAGGCCAUGAUGGUUUCUGCCAAUCUGAAGCUGAAUGAGAGCAUACAGGUCAAAAAAGAACUUGUGGAUGAGAUCCUGACUGCUCUGGGCCUUCAGGAAUGUGCUCAGACACGCACCAGCUGUCUCUCUGGGGGUCAGUGUAAAAGACUGGCCAUCGCCCUCGAGCUGGUCAACAAUCCCCCUGUCAUGUUCUUUGAUGAACCCACCAGCGGUCUGGACAGUGCGUCCUGCUUCCAGGUCGUUUCCCUCAUGAAGUCUCUGGCUCAGGGAGGACGGACAAUCAUCUGCACCAUUCAUCAGCCCAGUGCCAAGCUCUUUGAGAUGUUUGAUAAGCUGUACAUCCUCAGUCAGGGUCAGUGCAUAUACAAGGGCACAGUCCCUUACCUCAUCCCGUAUCUGAAGAACCUGGGCCUCCACUGCCCAACGUAUCACAACCCUGCUGAUUUCAUCAUCGAGGUGGCGUCGGGGGAGUAUGGGGAUCUGAAUCCAGUGCUGUUUGAGGCAGUCCAGGGUGGGCUGUGCUCGGACGAGAGCAAGAAGAACUCCAGAGACAAAAGCGACUCUUCCUGUCCCUCUCAAUGUCACAGUGACACAGGAACCCUUGAGAAACACAGCUUUGCCACCAGUACAUCCACACAGUUCUGCAUCCUCUUCAAAAGAACCUUCAUUACGAUAUGCAGGGACAUGGUGCUGACCCACCUCAGGGUGAUGUCCCACCUGUGUAUUGGAGUGCUGAUUGGCCUGCUUUAUCUCAAAAUUGGAAAUGAUGCCAGCAAGGUCUUCAACAACACUGGCUUCCUCUUUUUCUCCAUGCUGUUCCUCAUGUUCGCCGCCCUGAUGCCCACCAUCCUAACUUUUCCUCUGGAGAUGUCUGUGUUUAUAAGGGAACAUCUCAACUACUGGUACAGCCUGAAGGCCUAUUACCUGGCCAAAACCAUGGCUGAUGUACCAUUCCAGGUAAUCUGUCCAAUCAUGUACUGUAGUAUAGUGUACUGGAUGACUGAACAGCCUCCAGAAGCGGGUCGCUACCUGCUCUUUAUGGCCUUGUCCACAUCCACAGCCCUGGUAGCCCAAUCCCUGGGUCUGCUUAUAGGUGCUGCAUCCACGUCUCUGCAGGUGGCAACCUUUGUGGGUCCAGUCACAGCCAUACCUGUGCUCCUCUUCUCUGGCUUCUUCGUCAAUUUUGACACCAUUCCUAAAUACCUACAGUGGAGCUCCUAUGUUUCCUAUGUCAGGUACGGCUUUGAGGGGGUGAUACUUUCCAUCUAUGGAAUGAACCGGUCAGAGUUAGAGUGUCCAGGCCUGGUGUGCAAGUUCCAGAAGCCAGAGGAGGUCCUGCAGCUUCUGGAUGUGGAGGAUGCGAAACUGUACGUGGACUUCAUGGUGUUGGGGGUUUUCUUCUUGGUCCUCAGACUGGCUACUUACUUGGUUCUGCGCUACAAAGUCAAGUCAGAGCGUUAA